UGUAAACAUCUUGGAAUGUACAUGUCCGUUAUUUACUCGAUGUUGGAUCGCUACUUGUACACUUAUGGAUUCUAAGUUUGGAAGCUUAACAAUUCCGGAAUUGGAAAAGGAAUUGAAGAAAAGAAAUGCGAAACAAUCGGGUAGAAAGAAAGAUUUAGUAGAAAGAUUGGAAGCCUAUGAAAGAAAUUUGAACUUUGGACAAUCUGAUGUAUCUGCACCUGAUUAUUAUAUUACGCUUCCAGAGAAAAGUAAUUAUAAAGAUGUUAAUUCUGACACAAAAUUCUGUCCAAUUAUAUUAGAAAAGGUGAAUGACUAUCUUGAAGCGUUUGACAAAAAUUUCGACAUUGCACUGACAAAGAAAAUUUAUGAUGAAAAGUUUUUACUAUUUUUUCCGCCUUGCAAGUGAUGACAGUUAAUUGUAUGUUAACAGCUGUUGCCAGGCUGAGAUGAAAAAAAGUGUUUCAUACAAAAUGGAUAUUGUUUUUAAAAGGAAUGGGGACAUUCUUGAGAGUCAGUGUGAGUGUGCUGCAGGAAU
Ruditapes philippinarum (Manila clam) is the source of this 535-nucleotide messenger RNA. RefSeq lists its product as uncharacterized. NCBI's taxonomy places the organism in Eukaryota, Metazoa, Mollusca, Bivalvia, Venerida, Veneridae. The record is from RefSeq and is a predicted model, not a curated record. Bases 65 to 406 code for a protein of 113 amino acids. The transcript is spliced from 2 exons.